Molecule: messenger RNA, 1191 nt
Organism: Exophiala xenobiotica
Lineage: Eukaryota; Fungi; Ascomycota; Eurotiomycetes; Chaetothyriales; Herpotrichiellaceae
Exons: 3
Coding region: 1-1191 (396 amino acids)
Biological process (GO): ubiquitin-dependent protein catabolic process
Cellular component (GO): cytoplasm; proteasome regulatory particle, lid subcomplex; nucleus
Molecular function (GO): proteasome binding; endopeptidase activator activity; ubiquitin binding
Source: RefSeq, a predicted model, not a curated record
AUGUCGAUUCAACCAAUCAUCACUUUCAAGGCCGGGCUCUGUGAACUCGAUUCCAGCACCUCGCCACCCCGAGUCAAGCCUCUGCCCACACCUGGAUACAUCUACCUCUAUGCUGAAGAUGAGCUUUUACACCUGUGUUGGCGGCCGCGGACUGCUCCAUUGGACAGCCCAGAGCUGGACCUACUGAUGCUACCGACCGACGGCACAUUUACUCCAUAUCAUCCUACGAGCGCAGAGAACCCCGAGAACCCUCGAAAGGCAACCAAUGGAAGGAUCUAUGUUCUCAAAUUCUCGUCCAGUUCACAACGACACCUCUUCUGGCUCCAAUCAAAGAGUCAACACCCGCAAGGCGAUCUUGCCUGGUUCAGUGCUCGGGAUCUCAAGCUGGGACAGAUUGUGAACAACUUAUUGCAGGGUGAAGAGGUGGAUGUUCAACAACAGAUGGCAGAACUACCUGAUGAUCAGCAUGAACCUGAUGAUGAUGACGAGCCGAUGGAAGACGUGGAGGGGACGGAUCACGACGUCAACAGACGACCAUCUCACAGCGGUCCAGGAGCUGGUCCGGACGCUACUGGCGGCGACUUCCGUGAGGAAGGAGAGGAAUCUAGGGAGGGUGGUGCAGACGGCGGAAGAGCAGCUGCUGCAAUGGAUGUAAACACUAUAAUCCAGAACUUCAUCCGAUCAACUGGUGGCAAUCCAAAUCAAAGCCAGCAGGCUGCUGCUCCAGACAGAGUAUUUACCACGCUCGCCGAACUGCUCACACCAGCAUCGACAAUACCAUGGAUUGACUCGGCCAGCGAAGAGCUUGUUGACCGCUUACUGCAAUAUCUUCCACCAGCCUUGGUGACUUUGGCGCAAGAAGCAGACGAUAUGGCAGCCUUGAAUACAGAUCACGCAUCAGUAGAAGCUGCUGAACAAGCUCUGAGUUUAAACCAGAAGAAAGAUAUUUUGCGGAGGGUUUUACGGUCACCUCAGUUUUCACAAAGCCUGGCCAGUCUCACCAUUGCAUUGAGGGAUGGUGGUCUGCCGAGUAUCAGUGAAGCACUCAAUAUUAACGUCCGCAAUGGUGGCUACAUGAGGCGAGGCGGUGUGCCCUUGGGUGGUGUCGAGGCUGUGGAAGUCUUUCUGCAAGGUGUGAAGGACGCCGUUCGAAAAGAAGGUGGUGCUGAAGAUCAAAUGGAUACAGAAUAG